Molecule: messenger RNA, 2167 nt
Organism: Actinia tenebrosa (Australian red waratah sea anemone)
Lineage: Eukaryota; Metazoa; Cnidaria; Anthozoa; Actiniaria; Actiniidae
Product: protein wntless homolog
Biological process (GO): Wnt protein secretion; Wnt signaling pathway; intracellular protein transport
Cellular component (GO): endomembrane system; organelle membrane
Molecular function (GO): Wnt-protein binding
Source: RefSeq, a predicted model, not a curated record
UACCAUAACGUGCGGUGUAGUGAUCUUUAUUUCAAUUUGAUUUGGCUGAAUGUAAAGCGACGUCUGGAAAGUUAUUCUCAUCAAGCGUCCCUUGGAGGUCUUAGAGAAUACAUCUGAAUUAUGGCUGUGAUCCUUGAAAGUCUGAGCGUUAAGCAGUUGAUAGCUCUUGGUCUCGGUAUCGUUGUCAUUCUCUGCGCGUUUUUCAUCGCUGGCGGCAAGAUAGCACCUUCUCCAACAAAUGCAAUGCUUCACACAGCACAUAUAUGUCACACUAAAAACCAAGACGCUGCUCAAGAACCAUGGACAUGUGCACACCUUGACAAUCUUGAUCAAGCCAGGGAAAAAGGGAUCACACCCCAUGAAAUUGUGUUUGCCAUCCAAUUUCCCCAUCCUGGAUUAGAGAUGUCUCGCUGGCAUCAAUUUAUUGCAGCAUCUGUUAGACUUGAUUUAAGAUUUGACUCUAGUUUUCCUUACAGAGCAAAAGAUGAUAAACAUGGCUAUCCAGUGUGGACAUUUGAAGCAAGCCUGUUUUAUAAGGAUAAAAAUGAUACAUCUGGUGGAUGGAAACUCAUGGCACGUUCCUUAGAAGAUCGGGAACUUGUAUGUCAUUUCAAAGAGUCAAAGAAUAAUCGCGAUGGAGGUUAUUAUGAUUGCGAAGAUAUCCCAUUUUUUGAAAUCGGUAGUGUUUAUCAUGAAUACUACUUGGUCAACCUGAGGCUACCCGUACAUCGAUCCAAGAACAGACACAUAGGACCAGUGUCUGAACUACAUUUUGUGGAGAUUCAUCAAAAUGGUGGCUUCACUCGGGUUUGGUUUACCAUGAAGACAAUCGUAUCACCCAUUAGCAUCAUCUUGCUCUUGUGGUUUGCUAAGCGAGUUAAGAACCUUAGUCGUGGACCUGUGCUGCUUGAGAAGACUCUUUUUUUACUUGGAGUUGUAACAGCGUUUCUCAACCUACCAAUCGAGUGGUUUACUUUGUGGGUGGAUAUGCCAUUUAUGCUGCUAUUGACUGACAUACGUCAAGGUCUGUUUUAUGCCAUGCUCAUGUGCUUCUGGAUCAUAUUCACCGGAGAGCACUUGCUGGACCAAUCAGAAAGGAACAGACUAAAAGUAUACUGGCGACAGGUUGGAGCGAUUGCAUUUGGAGGUGCUUGUCUACUCGUUUUUGAUCUCUGUGAAAGAGGAUACCAGCUCAAAAAUCCUUUUUUCAGUAUUUGGGCUACAAAACUUGGAAACGACCUGGCAUACGCCUUCAUCAUCUGUGCUGCUGUUUGCGCAUGCGUAUACUUCUUGUUCUUGUGUGUUUUGGUUAUCAAAGUUUUUUGGAACAUUCGAGGCAAGAGAGCGACAUUUAAGAACAUGUCCCGAGCAAGACGCCUAAAUUACGAGGGUCUUAUUUACCGUUUCGAGUUCCUGAUGGUGGUAACUCUGUUAUGUGCUGGUCUAACCGUGGUAUUCUUCGUCAUAAGCAACGUCAAUGAAGCCCACUGGAAAUUUGGCUCGGAAGAAUCAACAGUUGAAAUAUCAAGUGCUUUAUUCACUGGUGUAUAUGGCAUGUGGAAUGUGUAUGUCAUGUCAAUCAUGUUCCUCUACGCCCCAACUACCUCGGAUCGCUAUCAAGCUUCAUUCGAUGGUAAUCGAGAGACUGUAGAGCUAACGGGAGCUGCUGAUCCAGUUUCUGGAGCAAAGGAAUCUAUUGUAUACUCGAUGGCUGGAAAAACGGCGCAAGAAUAACUCGAACUCAAUUCAACUAACGCCAAUGGUGCUGACAAUGAUCUCUCAGCGACCCUUGUUCCUAUCGCUUGUUUUCACUUUCAUGGCGAUAAGAAGCCAUUUUGAGGCAGUUAUUAGUUUCAAUGAGCAUAUGUGAACGUAAUAUUUUCCUCGCCUUAGUUAGUCUCCCCCACAGCCGCUUUCAGUGUCGUCACGCAACGCUUUCUCCCCUGACUAGCGGCUGCUUACCCGAGCACAACAUUCCUUUCCUAUUGUUUGUGUUCAACCAAUUAGAUAAGUCUCAUUGUGUUUCAAGAACCAAUCAAAACGUUUCGAAUUUGACAUCUYGUAAACAUUCGCGAGACUAGAGAAAUAAUUCUAAGACGCAUUUGAGUGGAGGUUGGAGAAAAUCUUUGGGAAAUUAAAAUUGAAUUUGUUCUUGUUAAAUGUUUAA